UUCUUUAGCUUACUUAAUUCUGCUUAUGUUUAUGUUUUAUGGAUCUAAUGGUUUAAUUAAAAAGCUUAAAUAUUUUUUGUUGGGUUGGAUGUUUUGGUGGUUUUAAGAAAUUGGGUUCCUUUUGUUUUGUGUAUUGAGGUUAGGGAAUUGGAAAUAAGUUGGGGUAGUCCUAAUUAGCAUACUGUUUUUACUUUUCUGAAGCUUAGCUUGUGUGUGUAAAUGUUUGGAGUUCUGGUUUGGUGUUAAAUUUUGGCAAUUGAAUGGUAAAUUUGGAGAUUAGUCAUUAGCAUACUGUUUUGCUUUUAUUUCCUUCAAGCUUUAGCUGAAGUUUUUGUUUUGUGUGUGUAAAUUUUUGGAAUUUUGGUUUGGUGUUGAGUUGCUAUGUAUUUGGGCAUGGUCAAGUUGGUUUUAGCUAAUUUUUCUUAUUUCAUACCAUAAGCUCACUGAAAUAUCUUAUAUUUGAAGUCUAGGGAUGAUUGUUAUUGCUGUUAUUUAAUGAUGACAUGUCUAGGUUGGCUUUGAUUUUGCACCCGAGAGUAAAAAAAACUGAUUUGGACUUAGGUUCAUCUUAACUAUGUUUAUUUAAAUGAGAAUUAAUAUGCUAUCAGUCUGUUUGCGAAGUUGCCAUUUUCCUCGAAUAUCACAAGCUAGUUUGAAUAAAAGAGGCUUGAGCAGUAUAGUAGCAUGUUGAUUAGUCAAUUGAAAGUUACUUGCCAUUGAACAGAGAUGUUAAGGGGCUGUUGCCAAUACGAGUUUGUAAGGAAGCUUAUGAGAUAUUGUGAGGAAGCUUAUGAGAUAUUAUGAGUCUUUAAAAUAUUACUUCGCACUUGGCAAAUUCAUGUUGAUUUUAAAUUUAGAUUACAAAAGUGUGGUCCAUUCUUUGUUACUUGGGGCUGUGUCAAUCUUUUUGUAUCUUUUGCUUGUGGUGAAACAGCUCAAUGGCUCAGCUCCAUGUGGAAGUCUUUCUUAUAUUGUUUUUGUAGAUGUGGCUUGGUCUUUAACACUUUUAUCUUCCUUUUUAAAUAAAUAUUAAGACCACCGAUUUUAUGUUCUCAUCAACAAUGACAGUAAUGAACAAUUUUUAUAAUUAAAUUGUUUGAUUUAUGAAACAUGUGGUUAUGUUUAUGUUUGUGUCUAUUCAGACACUUCAUAAAUAUUGCUCGGGAUACUCCAGAUACCAAUAACAAAAUAUAGAAUUUAAGGGCUAUCGUUGAAUUGAUUUCAAUGGGGACAGGGGAAGAGAGCACACCUCCUAAGCCUUCAAAACCAGCAUCAUCAGCUCAGGAAAUUCCAACAACACCCUCUUAUCCUGAUUGGCAAAAUUCUAUGCAGGCUUAUUAUGGUGCCGGAGCCACUCCUCCUCCCUUUUUUGCAUCAACAGUUCCGUCUCCAACUCCCCAUCCUUAUCUUUGGGGAGGUCAGCAUCACUUAAUGCCACCAUAUGGGACCCCUGUUCCUUACCCGGCUUUGUAUCCUGCUGGAGGAGUAUAUGCCCAUCCUAGUAUGGCCAUGGCGCCAAAUUUAGUACAUGCAAAUACUGAGUAUGAAGGUAAGGGCGCUGAUGGAAGGGACAAAGUUUCAGGCAAAAAAUCUAAGGGAACUUCAGCAGGCAAAACAGGAGAGACUGCAAAAGCAGCUUCAGGUUCCGGAAAUGAUGGUGCCUCCCCAAGUGCUGAAAGUGGCAGUGAUGGCUCCUCAGAUGGAAGUGACGACAAUGCUAACCCUCAGGAUUUUGCUGGAAAUAAGAAGGGAAGUUUUGAUCAGAUGCUUGCUGAUGCCAAUGCACAAAAUAACACUGCUGGGGCUGCAGUAUCUGGGAAACCUGUCGGGUCAAUGCCUGGUACUAAUUUAAAUAUCGGUAUGGACUUAUGGAAUGCUUCUCCUGCUGCUGCAGCUGGAGCUUCGAAAAUUAGGCCUGGUGCAAUUGGUGCCCCGUCAGCAAUAAUGCCCGAACAGUGGGUUCAAGAUGAACGAGAACUGAAAAGACAAAAGAGAAAGCAAUCUAACAGGGAAUCAGCUCGAAGAUCAAGAUUACGCAAGCAGGCGGAGUGUGAAGAGCUACAAGCAAGGGUAGAGACUUUGAACACUGACAAUCGCAAUCUUAGAGAUGAACUACAGAGGAUCUCUGAUCAAUGCGAUAAACUCAAAUCUGAAAACGAGUCUAUUAAGGAAGAACUGACACGGCUAUACGGGCCAGAUGCAGUAGCUAACCUUGAACAAAACAACCACUCCUCAGUUGUUCAAUCUCAUGAUGACGAGGGUAACAAAUAGUAGCAAAGUCGCAAAAGAGAAGCGCAGAGUAAUUUUUCUCGACAUUCGCUAUAGGUUAUGAGUAGGUAUAACUGAGUAUAGAACAUUAAUUUUUCUUACUGAUCUACACGCUUAACCCUUUAGUUUAACUGUAUCAUUUAUAACUUAUUCCACACAAUUUUUACCAGAGUUGCGAACCUCAAAUGAGUUUAUUCGCAUGUAUUAUUUGUGAUCAAUUUGGUUGAGAAUAUAAAAGCAUAGUUUUCUGUU
Mercurialis annua (annual mercury) is the source of this 2520-nucleotide messenger RNA. RefSeq names its product G-box-binding factor 1. Gene Ontology annotation, molecular function: sequence-specific DNA binding; DNA-binding transcription factor activity. The transcript is spliced from 11 exons. The coding region runs from base 1225 to 2271 and encodes 348 amino acids. NCBI's taxonomy places the organism in Eukaryota, Viridiplantae, Streptophyta, Magnoliopsida, Malpighiales, Euphorbiaceae. Gene Ontology annotation, cellular component: nucleus. Gene Ontology annotation, biological process: regulation of DNA-templated transcription. The record is from RefSeq and is a predicted model, not a curated record.